GAAAAACCCACAGAGAAGCAGACAUUUUUGUUUGCUAUGAUGGCAUUUAGACUGCUCCUGUCCUGUUUUCUUACAUCAGGGUUCAGUGCUGAGAUCUCUGUGUUUGUGCAGACAGGAGAUUCUGUUCAGCUGGAUAUACAGACACAAGAACUACCAGAGUUUGAUGAUUUAUCCUGGAAAAAAGAUAAAUCAGAGAAUAUAGUUAAAUAUACAAGUGAAUCUAAAAGAGUAAGACUUCACUCUUCCUACAAGGACAGAGUGGAUUUCAAUAAUAAAACCUUCUCUCUAACACUGAGGAACAUGCAGAAGAUAGACAGUGGAAUCUACACAGCAGUAGCAGCUGCAGAAUCAGACAACAACAUUGUUACAUACAGAGUAUCUGUUAUAGAUGCAGUGGAAGCUCCGGUCCUGACUGUAAACUCAAACUCAUCCAGUCCUAACCCCUGUAACUCUACAUGUAAUGGAAGUAACAUUAUCAUCAGCUUCAUCUAUGAUAGUAGCAGCUGUUCUCCAGAAAAAGUGACAUCAUCUGAUAACUACAUUCUAAGACUGAGCUGCAAUGGUGACUCCAUCAUGUGUAACUACAGCAACCCAGUGAGCUGGAAGACUGACACAAAGAAGGUUAAUGAACUCUGCACUGCUAAAACAGAAAAACAUGAAGAAGCACCUGCGUUUCCCCCUUGGGUCAUUUUUAUUUGUCUAAUCACACUGGCAUUGGCGGCAGUGAUCGGCUUCUGUAUUUACAAGAGGAAAAAAGGCACCCAGAAGAAUGAACAAACAAUCUACGCAGAAGUUGACGAGAACAUCAAGCCACAAAAGUCACUGGAGAUGUUGGAGAAAUCAGAUAAUCCUCAGACAGUGUAUGAUACUGCAAGAGAUUCAGGACAAACUGAUGUUACCAACCACACCACACCCAAUGACGACCCUAUGAAUCAGAGGUCAUCAUUCACAGAGAAGAGCAACCCAGAUGCACCAGUCACUAUCUACUGUGCUAUUCAGCAGCAACCAAAACCCCCCAAAACUGAAACUGAUCACACCAUUUAUGCUGCGGUCAAUAAACCAUCAGCCGGAUAUGAAUCUGCACAUCCACAAUCAGAAAAAAAGUGAACUUUUAACGAAGCUGAACCCUUAAUACAGGACAUCAUGUGUUCAGGAAGGCAUUGUUAUUCUCAGUGUAAAUAAGCAGCAUAUUUGUGAUAUGUAAUGUGCUGUUGAUUUGUAGUUGAUUUAGGGUGUUUAAAAUAUUUGUAUAUGCAAAUUUUGUCUUUUUUAAAGCAGCAGUGAAUGUAUUUUUUAUUGUAAAAUUGUUGUACAUGUGGCUCAAACAGAAAUGCAAAAUCUCAUGUGGUUUCUGUAGAUUUCUGUUGGAGAUUCCUCAUCGCCUUUGCAGGCAACACCUGAAAACCACUUCCUGGAAAGUAUUUUGAAGGGUUGCGUUCAUUUGCCCAUUCGCCCCCAUCCCUCUGAAAAACACACCGUUUAGUAUACAGAAAGUAAUGAGUAUGUAAUCAAAAAUGUACUGUACAAAACCACUUUGCACUAAAGAAAGUAACAAUUAUUGGACUCAAGUGCAUGGAUGUCAGUAACUGAACAGACAUCUGUGUACUGUAUCCAGUGUAGACAGCUUCAGUGAUUAUAAUGGGUCCUAUUUGCUUUUGAUGUGACACUCACGUCUGGUGUAAACAGGCCAUUAAGGGCUGGUCACACUACUUUGUGUUAUAUUUACUUCCAUUCAUACGGAUUUGAAUUCAGGAGACAGGAAACACAAUCUCUUGUCAAAUUUGCUGCGUUCCAAAGUUAAAAUCUGGUGAACUCUGCCCUGCAAGUUCAUAUCACAUGAAGAUGUGCCUAGUCAAGUCUAGUGUGACUGCAGCUUUAAGCAACUAAACGCCAGAGGACGGGGCAUAUGGUGCAAUGAUGUAUAACUAUUCUUCAAUAUCUUGCUCUAGAGGCAGUCAUAGAAGUCUUUUCUUGUUAAAUAAAUGCUUUUUUGAAGAGGUGGACUUUUGGAAGAGGAAGCCAUGAAACUUGGAGGAUGUUUUAAUGGUAUCUCUUAUAUGUGAAAAGAUCAAAGAAUUUGAUUAAAAAAAGUGAUUUUUCAUGUCAUGACCCCUUUACUUAUGUUGUACUGUUUCUCACUUUGCUUUAUAUUUUUGUCUUCAAUAAUGCAUGUAUUGAAUAGCUCUCUUUGUUCCAUUUCUUACGGUUUUAGCCUGUCCUCAUGUUUUGAACUUAAGUCAAUAAACUGUUC
Molecule: messenger RNA, 2251 nt
Organism: Sinocyclocheilus grahami
Lineage: Eukaryota; Metazoa; Chordata; Actinopteri; Cypriniformes; Cyprinidae
Product: CD48 antigen-like
Exons: 7
Coding region: 37-1107 (356 amino acids)
Cellular component (GO): membrane
Source: RefSeq, a predicted model, not a curated record